CGAGACUGUGUCGUCACAUCCGGGAAAAGGGCGAAACGACGAUAGUGAGAGACGGUACAAACGUAAAAGGAACGGUGUUCUUUUCACGAAAAUAUAGUUGUUCAUGGGAUACUUAAACACCGUAAUUGAUCUGGUUUUCAUAUAAAUAUUAUACUAGGAAUAUUGAAAGAUGUCUGAAGAGUUGGUAAAGCAGUUGAGCAAUUAUAAAGCUCAGCUGCAGCAGGUGGAAGCGGCGCUCUCUACAGAUCAAGAUAAUGAAGAUCUGCUUAAACUGCAGAAGGACCUCCAGGAGGUGAUUGAGUUGACAAAAGACCUGUUGACAUCACAGCCGGUGGAGGGUGCAACCAGCACCAAAAGCUCGGAGGCAGUCGCUCCCACUCGCAGCUGGAGGGUCGGAGACCAUUGCAUGGCCACCUGGACCCAGGAUGGACAGGUGUAUGAAGCGGAAAUUGAAGAGAUUGACACUGAGAACGGCACGGCAGCAGUCACCUUCGCUGGCUAUGGUAAUGCAGAGGUGUUGCCGCUUCAUGUGCUUAAACCAGUGGAGGAAGGCAGGAGCAGAGAAGAGGACGGGGGAAAGCCCAAAUCCAAGAAAGAGCUGCUGGCAGAGCAGAGGGAAUAUAAGAAGAAAAAGGCCCAGAAAAAGGUGCAGCGCAUGAAGGAGCUGGAGCAGGAGAGAGAAGAUCAGAAGUCCAAAUGGCAGCAGUUUAACAAUAAAGCCUAUUCCAAGAAUAAAAAAGGACAGGUGAAGAGGAGUAUAUUUGCAUCUCCAGAGAGUGUGAAUGGAAAAGUUGGCGUUGGCACAUGUGGUAUUGCAGAUAAACCCAUGACCCAGUACAAUGACACUUCAAAAUAUAACGUCAGGCACCUAAUGCCCCAGUGAUCUCCCUUGUGUUCUGUCUGUUCCCAUCUGUUAUCACCGAACAUGAAAAUGAAUCGAACUGAAACCCACUUAGAAAUCAUAAACGGAUCUAAUUGGACAUGAAAUAAAUAUAGUAACACAUUUCCCUCCUUGUUUUAUUUCUAGUACUAGUGGGUGUUUAUUCUGUGGAUGUUGGAGCUGUUCUGUACUGAACGGGUCUUUGAAUGUUGUAAAUGAUAAAACAUCAGUCCUCAGUGAAGCACAGCUCCUGGUUAGUUUUUACAGGGUUUUUUCCUCAUGCUCUCAGGACCAGGUCUCUGCAGGAGCUGCUGAGGAUGGGAACUCUGCUCUAUAGUUUUUAUAAUGUGUUGAACAAACAUAAAUGGAAAGCACUGGUCUCCCUCAUGCAUAGUGGAGUAAGGGAGGACUGGUGUCAUUGAACAGAUUAAGCAAUUUUUUGUUUUGCUCUCUCCACCUCUGUCUAAUAAGCAUUCUGCUGCAGUCCAUUUGUUGUUACAUAUGCUUUUCAGUUUUGUAUAUUUACAUAUUUGAGAGAAAUAAAUGUUGAUUUGUUGACA
Messenger RNA from Onychostoma macrolepis, 1440 nucleotides. It is a transcript of the gene smndc1, whose product is annotated as survival motor neuron domain containing 1. The record is from RefSeq and is a predicted model, not a curated record. Gene Ontology annotation, biological process: mRNA processing; regulation of alternative mRNA splicing, via spliceosome. NCBI's taxonomy places the organism in Eukaryota, Metazoa, Chordata, Actinopteri, Cypriniformes, Cyprinidae. Gene Ontology annotation, molecular function: RNA binding. The transcript has 6 exons. Gene Ontology annotation, cellular component: nucleus; precatalytic spliceosome; cytoplasm. Bases 170 to 883 code for a protein of 237 amino acids.